Molecule: messenger RNA, 1294 nt
Organism: Drosophila bipectinata
Lineage: Eukaryota; Metazoa; Arthropoda; Insecta; Diptera; Drosophilidae
Gene: NimC4
Product: Nimrod C4
Source: RefSeq, a predicted model, not a curated record
GAAUAGUGAUUUCAGUUUUGUGCCAAGAGUCGCUGCGAUCGCACAGACAUCCUGAAAAUGAAGCUGAUCUGGGCUGUGUUUCUGCUGGUGUGUCCCGUUCUGGUGCCAGCGCUGCGGGAUAAUUACUGCGAACGGAACGAAACGGUGCGGUCUAUAGUUCCGGUGAAGAAGCAAAGAACCAUCGUAAAGGAGCCACCAAAAUGGAAGAUCUGGAAGAAGACUGUGAAGUUCACCGAGACCUACGAUUCGGAAGAGGAGCAGGUGACCCACAGAUUGGUUCGCGAGUGCUGCCAGGGCUACACCAAGGUAGAGUCCGGUCUGUGCGAGCCCAUCUGCACUCGCGGCUGUCCGGCCCACGCCAGCUGUGCCGCUCCGGAACGUUGUGAGUGCAUUGCUGGCUACGUUUCGGCAAAGAGCCACCACGGUGGCAGCCACUACUGUGAACCCAUCUGUGAGACAGGUUGCACGGCCGGAGCUCAGUGCGUCUCGCCCAACACCUGUGCCUGCCGCGACGGCUACGUCCAGCAGAAGCCUGCCGGCGAUGGUGUCAGUGGCGACUGCCUGCCCACAUGCCAGGUUGGAGGUGGCUGCGCAAAUGGACGCUGCAUCGACGUGGAGCGGUGCGCCUGCAACCCGGGCUACCGGUGGGACAAAACGGAAGAAAUGUGCCAGGAGGUGGAAGGAAGUUCGGAGGAACUGGACUCCACCGAGGAGAGCCUAAUCGAAGCUGAGUCCACAAGCUAUACGUCGUCUGCCAUUAUAGAGUGUCAGGAGGAUUUCGUCCUCUUUAACGGAGAAUGCCGGGAAAAGCAGUUCACCAGCAACGAGGUCAGUUGCCUCACUGCCGGUUGUGGUCCCCAUCAAAGCUGCCUCGAGUCCGGGAUGUGUCAAUGCUUGGACGGCUAUGUUCCACAGGAACCGACCGAAGCCGAGGAUUCGCUCACCUGUCAGCGUGACCAGACAUUGCUUGACAAGAUUCUUGGCCUCAAUGAAGCUGCCGACGACGAGGGCGAAGUGAAUCCCUGGACUAUUCCUAUCAUAGGGGUGGCCAGUGGGUCCCUGUUUGUCCUGCUGGUAGUGGGCUUGCUGGGAGGAAGGCGGUAUCGCAUGGGACGAGCGAAGGCAGCUGACAAGGAGUUGGGGUGCCAGUACUCCCAGGAGACCGUCGAGGGGGAUCACUUGGUUCUGUGAGGUGGAGGCCCGCUCUCGCUAUGGGCUGUGUUAGAUAAUAUUUGAUUGUUAAUAUAAGGGAACUUUUGUGGAAGAAAUAAAAAUUUAAUUAAUAAAAGCUGAA